UCUGCGGGCUGGCGGCGCGACGGGAGCGCCGGGCGCCGCGCGAUGGGUGCCGAGGCCUCCGGGGGCGGGCCGGCGCUGCGGGACUUGGUGCGUGAGGCCGAGAUCAGCCUGCUCGAGUGCAAAGUGUGCUUUGAGCGGUUCGGCCACCGCCAGCAGCGGCGCCCGCGCAACCUGCCCUGCGGCCACGUGGUCUGCCUGGCCUGCGUGGCCGCCCUGGCGCACCCGCGGACGCUGGCCCUCGAGUGCCCCUUCUGCCGUCGAGCCUGCCGGGGCUGCGACACCAGCGACUGCCUGCCGGUGCUGCACCUCCUGGAGCUGCUGGGUUCCGCUCUUCGCCUGGCCCCUGCAGCCAACCGCGCCGCCCCCAGCUCCCCCGGGGCCUUCACCUGCCACCACGCCUUCGGGGGCUGGGGGACCCUGGUGAACCCCACCGGGCUGGCGCUGUGCCCCAAGACGGGGCGGGUCGUGGUGGUGCACGACGGCAAGAGGCGGGUCAAGAUCUUUGACUCCGGGGGAGGAUGUGCACAUCAGUUUGGAGAGAAGGGGGACGCUGCUCAGGACAUUAGGUACCCACUUGAUGUCACCGUCACCAACGACUGCCAUGUGGUUGUCACCGACGCCGGCGACCGCUCCAUCAAAGUGUUUGACUUUUUUGGCCAGAUCAAGCUUGUCAUUGGAGGCCAGUUCUCCUUGCCUUGGGGUGUGGAGACCACCCCUCAGAAUGGGGUCUUGGUAACUGAUGCAGAAGCGGGGUCCCUGCACCUCCUGGAAGUCGACUUUCCAGAAGGGGUCCUCCGGAGAACCGAAAGGUUGCAAGCUGACCUGUGCCAUCCCCGAGGGGUGGCCGUGUCCUGGCUCACCGGGGCCAUAGCAGUGUUAGAGCACCCCCGGGCUCUGGGCAGCGGCGCCUGCGGCACCACGGUGAAGGUGUUCAGCGCAAGCAUGCAGCUCAUCGGCCAGGUGGAUGCCUUUGGGCUGAGCCUCUUUUUCCCCUCCAAAAUAACUGCCUCCGCUGUGACCUUUGAUCACCAAGGGAACGUGAUUGUGGCAGACACUUGUAGUCAGGCUGUCCUGUGCUUAGGAAAACCCGAGGAGUUUCCAGGUCUGAAACCCAUCAUCACCCAUGGUCUUUCCCAUCCUGUGGCACUGACCUUCACCAAGGAAAACUCUCUUCUUGUACUGGAUAGUGCAGCCCAUUCUGUGAAAAUCUAUAAGGUUGAAUGGGGGUGAUGGGGUGUCCGGGGCUGGUCCUGGGGCCUGGCUUCAGAAGCCCUGAAGCUGCCCCUGCUGAAUUGUUUAACCCUGGCUAAAUUCCUUAAUGUCACCUGUUCAACAGUGAUAAUUAUAAAUGCCUGGUAAAGUUACAAAGGCUGGGGCAACUAUUAAAGAAUAAUAAUUAAA
Camelus dromedarius (Arabian camel) is the source of this 1401-nucleotide messenger RNA. RefSeq names its product NHL repeat containing E3 ubiquitin protein ligase 1 (gene NHLRC1). The transcript has a single exon. Gene Ontology annotation, biological process: negative regulation of translation; protein polyubiquitination; proteasome-mediated ubiquitin-dependent protein catabolic process. Gene Ontology annotation, cellular component: nucleus. The coding region runs from base 43 to 1230 and encodes 395 amino acids. The record is from RefSeq and is a predicted model, not a curated record. NCBI's taxonomy places the organism in Eukaryota, Metazoa, Chordata, Mammalia, Artiodactyla, Camelidae. Gene Ontology annotation, molecular function: protein binding; translation repressor activity; ubiquitin protein ligase activity.